CGAUUUGAGCGGAACACACCGCACUUGAGCAUGCUGGUUGUCAGAUCUGUCAACAUAGACAAGUAGUUACUAUGUUUACAUGUGACCUACUUUUUUAACGAAAUGUUAACAUGACUAAUUACGCAUAUAGGUAAUCACUAGAACGUGAUUUAAUGCACCACUAUGUCAUGGAGGACAGCAUUGACAACGUGAAGAAUUGUCUUAGAGAUUUUCCCAAAGAAGCUCGAGAGCUUUAUCUGAAUGAAACGGUGCCAUAUCUGGAGAGGCCUCCAUCUGCACUGCAGUUCUAUCGCGAGUGGAUUGGUCCCAACAAACCAUGCAUCAUCCGCAAUGCAUUCGAUCACUGGCCAGCACUGUCCAAGUGGAAUCCAACUUACCUCAGGGAAGCUGUUGGCUCGAAGGUGAUCAGCGUAGCGGUUACCCCAAACGGAUAUGCUGAUGCAGUGCUUGGGGAUCGUUUUGUCAUGCCUGAGGAGCGGCAGAUGACGUUCUCGUCAUUGCUGGAUGUGAUUGAGGGGAAAGUGAAGAGCGGUGGUGUGUUCUAUGUGCAGAAGCAGUGCUCCAACCUCACAGAGGAACUGCCAGAACUCACUGAAGACAUAGAACCUCACAUUCCCUGGAUGAGUGAAGCUCUAGGGAAGUCACCCGAUGCUGUGAAUUUCUGGUUGGGAGAGUCCCGUGCCGUCACUUCAAUGCACAAAGAUCACUACGAGAACCUGUACUGUGUCGUGUCUGGAGAGAAGCACUUCAUUCUCCUGCCUCCCUCCGACCGGCCCUUCAUACCUUAUGAGCUCUACCAGCCCGCAGUGUACAGCCUGAAAGAGGAUGGCAGCUUUGAAGUGGUGGAUGAGGACAACUCUGAGAAGGUCCCCUGGAUCCCCCUGGACCCCUUGAAGCCAGACCUGGAGAAGUACCCCUCCUACAGACUGGCCAAGCCUCUGCACUGCACAGUGAGAGCUGGAGAGAUGCUCUACCUGCCCUCUCUCUGGUUCCACCACGUACGCCAGUCUCACGGAUGCAUUGCGGUGAACUUCUGGUAUGACAUGGAGUACGACAUUAAGUACAACUACUUCAGACUCCUGGAGUCAGUGGCGGGGGCUGUGGGCCCAUUAUGACAUCACACGGGACACAGUUCCAAGAUCUAAUCGGAGUUCAGCUCCUUCCAGCGGCAGCGAGACGUGCAUGGAAAUUUUGACUGGGUGCAGUGCAACAACACAGAUAUUUCCACAGUCGACCCACCAAUCAGUGGCAUUGUCUUGGGCAUUUGAUGCUUGAAACGGUGCUUGCCCAAGGCAGUCCAGCUUGACAAGGCUUUGUCACUGGUGGUCCAAAUGUUUUUUAAAGGAAAGGGUGUAAUGCCAAACAGAGGAAAUCUGUUACACUAAAAACCAUUGGAUCAUUGCAUUACAUCAGCCUCCCUACCACUGCCAGGGAACUCUUCAGGGUGUGGGUGGGGUUCAGGGAAAAUUACCCGUUUUCAGCUGCAGUAAAACAUUCUCUUCAACACAACCCCACCCAUCACAAUAAAUAAAGUGCAACACACACGCUUGAGUGUAGGGUGUAAUAAAUACCGUUUUUAUUCGA
This is a messenger RNA of Clupea harengus (Atlantic herring), 1584 nucleotides long. RefSeq names its product jumonji domain containing 7 (gene jmjd7). NCBI's taxonomy places the organism in Eukaryota, Metazoa, Chordata, Actinopteri, Clupeiformes, Clupeidae. The record is from RefSeq and is a predicted model, not a curated record.